Molecule: messenger RNA, 4024 nt
Organism: Drosophila guanche
Lineage: Eukaryota; Metazoa; Arthropoda; Insecta; Diptera; Drosophilidae
Gene: l(3)neo38
Product: transcription factor che-1
Exons: 5
Coding region: 696-2015 (439 amino acids)
Biological process (GO): regulation of transcription by RNA polymerase II
Cellular component (GO): nucleus
Molecular function (GO): RNA polymerase II cis-regulatory region sequence-specific DNA binding; DNA-binding transcription factor activity, RNA polymerase II-specific
Source: RefSeq, a predicted model, not a curated record
CGUCCGCGCUGUGUCUGUGUUGCCUGCCCCAGUGUUUCCGCUUUCUUUCGUUGUAAUGUUACUUUUAGUUUGAAUUCGGAGCCUCGACGAGCCGGUUGGAAGCGAGAUUUUAGUUUAAUUCUGCUUGGGUGUGUGCGUGUUUAGUUUAAACGAAAUUGAAAGUUGUACACUUUACUACCCCCGAAAAAGCGAAGCACAGCAUAAAAUUGUGCGCUCAUACGCGCGCGUUUGCGACUGUGUGUGUUCGUGUGUGUGUGUAUGUGUAAACGCGAGCGUGUGUUUGCAUUAGUGUGUGUGUGUGUGCCACGCCACGCCACACCAACGGAAACCAACCCCCACCAACAACAGAAUAAAAGAAGAAAACAACAACAAACAAGCAAAGUUAGCACCACCCACUCUUGAAAAACUGCCUCAUAGAGUUCGGCGUCAUCGUCAUCGUCAUCGCCAUCGCCGUAGCCGUUGUUACCGUUUCAUCAUUGCCUGUGCCCUGUGCCUGUCUCUGGUUUCGGCUUAAUAGCGAUCGGAUCGUGUUGUGUAAAUUGUGAAAAAUAUACAUACAUACAAAUAUCUACUAAAGUGUAACGGAUAAGUGAAGCAAACCGAUUUGAGAAUACAAGAUCCGCUAUUUGCCGAGACAAGGCGAGACCCCCGUCCGCCCCCAUCCUGCCGUGACAACCGCUAGCUUACAAACUGCUAUGAUGAAUUUCUCCGCGUUUGGUGGCCCGUUCUCUGGCAUACAUCAAUUCGCCGCUAAAUUUGAUGCACAAACGCCGGGAGCAUUUGGAACGCCGCCUGCGAACGCAGCAGCCGCUGCAGCCGCAGCAGGAACCGAUAAUCAUGUACAGCGCUAUCAGACCAAUGGCAAUCAUUUUAAUCAGAAUGUGGCCAACGUUUCGGCAGCAAAUAACAUGCAAUAUGGUCAAAAUAUAUCCAUACCAUACUCAUCACAGCCGCAGGGUGAUCUAAAUUUUCUAAAUGCAGCCGCUGCAGCCGAUCAUAAGGGUAAAAUCCAUCCAAAAAUCGAACGUGACCGGGAAGAAGUUCUCAAUCAGCAGAUCUUACAGAAUGUCAAUCAGUCGUGGCAGACGCUGGCCAACACGGCCAACACUGUGGACUAUUCAUCGCACUUGCUCUCCGCAACACUGCCAAUCUCCAUUCAACACUUCCUCAAGUAUUCGGAGACCAUCAAGAAGGAGUCCUCUGGCGAUGUCCUGAAGAAUGGCACUAAUUUGGCCAGCCUGGCGCUGGGAGGCGUGGCCCUCACGCCCAGCAAUAAUGGUGCGAACGGAGGCCACCACAAUGGGGGAUUGGUAGGAAUGGAUCACGGCGGUCACAUGACCAACAUGACGGACGCGAAUGGCACAUCGCUGACCAAUGGCGGGGCCAGCAAUGGCGUCAACGGCAAUACCAAUGGAGCGGUCGCCAACGGUGGAGCUGGGGCAGUGUCCAGCUCAGGGUCAGUGGGUACCACCAACGCGAGUGGAGGCACCACCACAGCCAGUGGCAAGAAAACCAAAAAGAAGAAACCACCAAAGGAGAAGAAGCCACGCCCGAAGCCAGGCGAAAUCCGAGAGACGAAAGCGCUGGACGGAUCCACUCUCUACUGCUGCCCCGAGUGUCAAAUGGCAUACCCAGAUCGGAGUUUAAUCGAGCAGCACGUCAUCUCGCAUGCCGUGGAGCGACGCUUCGUUUGCGACAUUUGCAAUGCGGCCCUCAAACGCAAGGACCACUUGACCAGGCACAAGCUAUCCCACAUACCGGACAGGCCUCAUGUGUGCAAUAUCUGCAUGAAGUCCUUCAAGCGCAAGGAGCAGCUCACUUUGCACAUUGUUAUCCAUUCCGGCGAGAAGAAACAUGUUUGCAUUGAGUGUGGAAAAGGUUUCUAUCGCAAGGAUCACUUACGUAAGCAUACGCGCUCCCAUAUUGCCCGACGCGUCAAGUCCGAGGUAUCGGCACAGAACGUUAACGGAUCCGGGGGCAACAAUGCACAGACCAAUGCACUACAUGGUUCCUGAGGAUCGUACAAGGACUUUUGGUAAACUCUCAAACAAAUUUCAAGCCAUGAGGGCGGCCGAACUGUUGGCAAUACCAUGCGCUCCUCCGUAAGGAUUGUGUGGUGCUGGCAGCAGCUGUGCCGCCUUUGAAAUUUGUUGAAGAGUUUAUUAAAGGUCCUGCUGAGCGUCACCAAACUCCAACUCCAAUAACAAUAACCCUCUGAAUAAAAUGAUGUUAUACUUACAAUUUGCAAGUAUUAGUACGAUUUUGUUCACGACACUUUCAGUUCUUUAGCUUUAGUUCUUUCAGUUUAGAUUUUCGCACAAAAGUUAAGUCAAGUAAGGAGGAGAGUAAAUGUACAAAACAAAACACAACACAGCAAAAAAAUAUAUACGGAACAGAUUUAAAAAGAUUUCGAAGUUUAGUAAUGCGCAUAUUUUAAGGGAAAACCAUACCAUACCAUACCAUACAAAAAGUUACUUUCAUUUCUCUUUGAGGAUCUGUGAUCUGUAAUUGCUGCAUAAAAAAACAAACACACAACAAUUGAUAAUUGAAAAACUAUCGAGCGAUAGCUGUUUUAUGAAUAAGUUUUUUAAUUUGCUUAAUUUUAAUCAAUUUAUGUGCAAUUAACAAACAUUUUGAUUUGCCUUUUAGUUGUUUUGGUCGGCACCUCUGUUCAUCGCGUGAAUUAUGAAUUUUAUUUCGAGAAAAAACCUGGCUUACAUGUUCAUAUGUAUGUAUGUGCAAAAGUCAAAAGAAUAAUUGUUUCAUUGAGUUGCAACCUACUAUUAGCCACUCUUUUGCGCAUAUUAAUGAAGUAAGAAACCCUAAAAUGAAAUUUAUUUCUAGUCUUGUAUUUUAUUUUAUCCAUAGACAUAGUAGAGGAACGGAAUCCUCAGAACAACCCCCUCAAAUUCGAGGUCAUGUAAUUUUAAGCUUUUAAACUUGAGCGUUCAAAAGGAACGAAAGGAGAUCCUCCUACGCGAAACACACACUAAACAGAAAAUGCAAUACAAGGAUACUUGCUUCUUUGCAUACCCAACUUCCAGCCAUCGUCAUUCUUUAGAGCAGAGAACUACCAUUAAAGAAACUGCAACAAUAUCUAUGUGUAAUAUACAUUCAUACCGCGAUAGAUACAGAUACACACACACACACACCUAUAUCCAGCUUACCAAUCAAUAACUGAUAACCAACAAAACAAAUUAAAAAUAAGAACAAUAUAUACAGAAGCCACAGAUACCACAAUACCAGAUACCAAGAUAGCAGCUAGCACAGAAGAUCAACAAAUAUUGCAAAUGCUAACCAAUAACAGAAACAAUAACCGAGACAUAAACUGUAUAAAACAAUAUUUUUAUAUAUAUAAAUACAAAAGGAAAAAGGAGAGCAGAGCAUAUGACAGAACAGAAUAGGAAUAAAGGCAUAAAACAAUAACCGAAAUAAAGUGCAAACACUUCGUGCGAGUGACAACGUAAUUUACUGUUCAAAUACAAAGCAUUUUUGAGAUUAACGAUAGACGUACAUACAUGAUUAAUCCAUUAAUCCAUAUGCAUACAAGGCUAUGUUUUACUCAUGAUAUGCAUCCUCGUCGUUCACUUGUAUAGUUAAUAUGACUGCUUCAAACUAAUAUACGCUAAAUUACAGAAGAUACAACUAGACUGUAAAGCGAACAACACUUAAUUCCUUGUUUGUUUCAAUCACACACACGCACACACAGCUCCCAAAUGACCCUUUGUGCUCGAACUUUAACGGCGAAUGUUAUAGUACCCCAUAGAGUUCGAGCCAAGGGGUCAUUCAAUAUGCUAUGGUUCAAUACUUGUUCGAAGAAGUACUAUUCGACACCAGUCUUUGGGUUUACAGUACAGAGCAGAAUGGAAUGUAAUUCAAACACUUGCAGCGAAGUACAAAUAUAUUAACAAUACACACCUUCAAGAGGAAGCCCCCCACUAAACAACAGGCAACAAGCAGCCAAAUGCAUACACAUAGAAGGAAAUCGAAACGAACCACGAGAAAAAAUUAGCCAAAAGUAAAA